Astrephomene gubernaculifera is the source of this 10755-nucleotide messenger RNA. NCBI's taxonomy places the organism in Eukaryota, Viridiplantae, Chlorophyta, Chlorophyceae, Chlamydomonadales, Astrephomenaceae. The record is from the annotation of a GenBank genome assembly.
CUUCUGGGGGGUAAAAUCGAAAAUCACCUAGGAGUGUGGUACCCUUAACUUGAUCAAUCACGCAUGUUUUUGGGUCCUGACGAACGUAGACGAAGGCGAUACCAUAUUAACUACUCGAACAAUGAAACUAUUUAGGAUAUUUUCCUCGUCAACUAACAUUCCGGCGACUCCUGGGACACAAGCAGCGUCCGCACCUGGAGCUUACGUAGGCGAAUCAACAGCUUGCCCUGAAGGAGGGAGAUUACAUGCAAAGAUUGAAGGUCGGUACGUCACGGUUCUGAGGGUCAACGGCAAGCUAUCUUGCAUAGACAGCAUAUGCUUUCACGCGGGGGGCCCACUGGGCCUCGGCGACAUAGAAGACAUCGACGGGCACGCGUGUCUGGUGUGCCCAUGGCAUUUCUACAAGAUCGACAUCGAAACUGGCGACAAGUACUACCAAAGCAUUCAAUUCACUAAUGGCAAGAUGGUCGGUGGCGAAUGGAAGACCAACGGUGUACGACAAAGAGUGCACACGGUGGUCGAGGAGAACGGCAAAAUAUACGUGACGCUAUCCAAAGGCGGUCCUGCUAACCUUCUCCAAACCUCUUCCUCGGCCCCAUGUGGCCCAUCAGCCCCAUCUGGGUCGGCGCCAUCUGGGUCAGGGCUGCCGUUAUGUGCCGUUGGCGGCGGCACGUGCCCGGCGGCGGCGGGCGACGGCGGCCGCAUUGACUCGGACGGCUACGCGUACGACUCGUCGUGCGGCGAGCGAAUCCUCAAUGCGCCGCCUUCCGCCAACCGCACUCGCGCGCAUGCCGUCGGGGCGGACGGACGCAAGCCCUCGGAGAAAGCAAGGCAAAUCCUGAGCGGACAAUACCACAGCUGAUGACAACAAGCACGUGACAGGAGCAGAUAGUCAGUCUUGAACAAGUUCGGCGCGCGAUCAAAUGUUACUCUUGACACCGUCGCUGCGAACCCAGGCACACGGAGACAGCAGCUGUACGGCUAUGCGUGUUGUACGACAGUACGAGCAAUACCGUACAACCUGGGGCAAUGGAACCAACAUGCAAAGGAGAGGAUACAGGAUGCGAUGUGCAGCGGCAAGAACCAACCCAGAGGGGCACUCUGCAGCGGAAAGCUGUGCGGGGGCAACAACAACCACGGCAGCUUGGAGGGGGAAGGGCACAUGCAGACACCAUGCAGCCCUUCUUGCCUUGCAGAUUACCGGUAUUAUAUACCGCUUUGAUACCAUGAGUUAUGAAUGUGUUCUGUCCAUAAGACACACCUUGACGCCGUUGGUGCUGCUAGCUGGUUUGAGGUUCCCAGGCGCCAGAGGCCGAAGUGGUGUACUGGCAUGUGUGUUGGACACGUCACGACACGUGAUCGGAGGGGCAGGGCAAUGCUACCUGUACACAGGGCAGCGCAUUGCAAACGUGUAUUCCCUAUCCUUGUUUUGGCCCCCCAACUGUGGUUUCGUAGAGCAGUGAGUGAACACGCGCGCUAUGCAACAUGACGGUUGCCGUCUGCUUUGAAGCAUGAUGGCGGCAGGCCACCUGUGCACGGUGACAGGAAGAAGAUUGUACAUUGACGACAUGAAGAGGUUCGGGUGAAAACUGUUUGACGGUACGCAGGAAGUCUUGGACCCGCUCCACCGCUGCACAGGUGCGAUCGGCUUGGCUGCGGGCGAUGGCCUUGGAGGCUCGACGUAAUUGUUGCGUCGCCCUGUUGGAAGCGAGGAUACAGUAGUACGUGCUUAAUUUCGUAAUGGCGGUUAGUUCGUUUCAACCGUACGUUGCUCCUUAGCGGUUGCUAGUCAUUCGUACAUACCACAACAGCUUACCGUUGCGCUCGUUUGCAUGCAUUGCUACUUUCCGUUUUGGUAGCGUGACGGUAUCGGUAUGUUCGGUGAGAGCGGCGUUGGCCUGCACAUGUUGACGGAUUGACGGAUGGUGGCGGCAGGUGAUGGUGGAACAAGGGGCAGAGAGGAGAAACUAACCAUGUAUGCGACAAGGCUGCACCGUGCAUUGGUGGGAUGCUAUGGUGACAGCGACGAGAGGGGUGCUGUCUCUGAAGUCAGUGCGUAUGUACGACUUUGCGUUCCUCAGCAUUGCAACCCAAAGAGGCCCUGCACAAGGCCCCGGCACCUGGCGAAGCGAACUGUUGCGUUGACUACAUAGUGUGGGCUGCGUCGCGUGUAACUGGUGUUUUGUUAGUAUUAGUAAGGCUGGUCCCAUCUUCUGCGGGAAUACGCUGCCUGUGAGCACACCACUGUGUGGCCGAGGGUGGGGUGGUGCAUUUGUUGAGGUUUGAGGGGGUGUCGAUACCGCCGGAAUGAUGCUGGGGGAGGGGGACUCGUCGCCUUGCGAGUUGUAAAGUUGCGAAAGGGGGGAUACACUGAGGUGCUGUAGAGGCGUCGUUUCUCACGGUAGUAUGUACGUCGAAGCUGGGGCGAACCUUUUCCAACAUCAAAGGGCGACGCAGCCUAUCGUAGCAACACAGUAGGUAUGCCUCUGGUCUGCCCCGUUGAUUCUGCAAGUUUUCGUUCGCUUCUUAUGUUCACAAAUGUAUGUCACUAACGAUGAUCACUGCAAAUUAUCGCGCUGGUUAUUGCCUAGGCCUGUACGUUGGUGUCGUUGAACGCCUGCGUCUCACCCUGUUAGGAGCCACUACCGCCAUAGGAAAUAUGCUUCACAUACUAUUCUAAUGAUGUUGCCGUUUACCCGCCCUUGUUGGGCGCAUCAACGAAAACUGUGUGCGUUGCGUUUUGACCCCGUGGAUCCUGCCGUCCGGUUGCGACAAGCGAAGAGUAAACGUUUGCUUUCAGUGGGCAGUUUUAGGGUUCAGCUUUAUGUAACGUGAUAUAACUAGUAGUCAACUAUGUGUUCUUAGUGGUUCCGGGUCCACUUACCAUAGACAUCGACUUCCUGGCAGUCAAGAAAAUUUAGCUGCCCUGACCAGCUGACCGGGCGGGCACAUAACGCUAGAAUAUGCAAAUCGUUAUUGCUUCACAUGAGGUCGACUCACGCCUUGGCCCAGCCUUUCUGUCUUCGGGUUGGGAAAGCGUACAGACUCCAUAGACCCACUCUAAGCGGUGCUUAUAUGAAUAACACGUAUAGGUUUCUCCUCUAGCGCAUAACCUACUUGUAUAUUAUGGCGCACGCUCCCGAAGUUCCAGUUCUGGCUUCGUGCGGCGAAGCCCCUGUGGCUCCCUCGCCUAGGGCGUCCGUGGAUGUGGGGGCAAUCCUUCUCAGCUUGAAGCAGCGGCGUGUGUCAUGUUCCUCAGCGGCCGCGCUAGCCGUGGACACAAGUUGCAUUCCUUCACAGUCACGCAUCUCGGGGAUAAUUGCCGCCGUCCACCCAACAUCUCCAGAACCGGCUCUCCCUGCUCAAGCAUUGAAUACUUCGGGAAAGCUUGGCGACCAAGCAGCUAGCCAAGUCCGCCCUCGUCCUCGCAAUUGGAGCCAGGCAGCCGCGCUGCCGGCCAUCCAAUCCGCACCAGCGCCUUCGCUUCCUUCAGGAGUGCAGCUCCAAAGCUACAGUUCCACUCCCUAUUCCCACGCCUCUCCGCACUCCAAAGAAACAGCUCCACCAGCGGGGCGCUAUAGUACGAGCAGUACUUCUUUGACUUCGACAUUCCCCAUGUCGCCACCAAGCGGCGCCCCGCUUCCCAAAAGCAGGACGGCUUCUGGAGAGGAACCUGCAAGCGGCCAGGUGCCAGCACCAGCAGGAGUUGUAAGUCCAUGGGCGGGAUCAGCAACCGCAACUACAACCGCAGCGUCAUCUGGGUCAGCGCUCACACGAGCGGUAGGUGCUCCCGGCACCCCACCCAGACCAUCCGCAGCCCCAACUCCGCCUCUGCCGUCAAAGGUCGCUUCCGCCUCCUCAGCUUUGGCCAGGCUUGUCAUUAGCACAGCUCCCGGCGCCGUAGCUCCUACUACAGAGGUUGCUGCUGCGGCGCCAACUACUUUGGAGGCGUCUGCAGCUGUCAUACCUACUCCAAAACCGCCCGCCGCAGCGGUUGCCGUAUCGACCAGUCCUUCUCCUCCUGCUGCCGUUGAAGCGGCUACGGUGGUCCCCUAUACUGCGCCUGCCUCUGCUGACCUCCUCGGUACGCCGGUAGCGCACACGACAAUCCUACAACACGCAUCCAGUCCAGCUCCCGCCGCAAGGAGUGCGAGUGCCGCCCCAAGCUCCCCUGUCCGGUCGUCUCCGCCGCAGUCCUCUCCGGCAACUCCGGUUCGCCUCAGUGCACCGGCGUUUGCCAGUACGACGGUUGUUAGCCCUGUCCCAGGUACGGUAACUGCCGCAGCAGCUGCAGCCUCAGCCACGGCUGCACCGAAAGCGUGCGGCAUGCCUGCUAGCCCCCAUGCAUGGGGCACCCUGACCGCACGGCGUAGCGGCAGUGGCAGCAGCGGUGGCGGCAGUGCCGGACGCAGCAGCGGCGGCGGAAGCGCCAGCAGCAGCGGCGGAUCAUCUCGGAUAGGCACCGUCGCUGCGACCGCCUUCGCCGCCGCCAGUGCCGUUGCUGCUGCCGCGGCGGCUGCGGCAGCCGUCGGGGCGCCAGUUCAAAGCAGCAGUUGCAGUACGGCAGCUGCUGCCGUUGCACCAACGGUUGGUGGCGGCAGCAGCAGCAGCGCUGUGAGUGCUAAGGACGCGGGUGCUGCAUCACGUCAGGCUGCGGCCCCGCUUCCCGGUGCGUUAGAAGCACCAACCAUCAGCCGCUGUAGUCCACUGGCUGCCGCAGCCGACGGCGGUGCGAGCGGAAGCGCUGUUUGCGGCAGCAGGAGCAGCGGAGUUCCGUUACGCGCUUACCCCGCCGCACCAAUCCCGGCAGCGUGCAACGACCUUCUCACACAGGCACAGCGUCUCGACUCUCCAAUCCAACGAAAUGGUGGGACCUCCAACGCCGACCUGUCCUCCGCUAGUGCAGCUCCGCUGCUGUCCUCGGGUCCUGCCUCCGGCGCAGGCACCAUCAGCAGCACCUUCAGUUCUGGAACAGAGGAGGCGUUAAGGGCUGCAGCAGCGGUGUUGUUGGAAACGCUGACCUCCUCAUCGUCCUCGUCUUCUGUGGCAGUAGCCGACCCCACAGGUGCCAUAUCCUCGCCUACCACGGGGGACACAACCAGGAGUGUUGAGAGGCUUGUAGGGGAGGGCAGUGGCAGCGUCCGUGGGGGAAGAAGCAGCGGCGGGGGCAGCAGCUCUGGUGGUGUACGGGCCGGCAGCGGUGGUGGCGCUAGCGUGGGUCGCAUUGGCGCCAGCGGCAGCAGCGGCGGUGGUGGCUAUUAUAUGGACGCUGGCAUUGGCAGUGCCUUACUCGGCAGCGGCAGCGACGGCGGCAGCGGCAGCGACGGUGGCAGCGGCAGCAAGCUUCGAAGUAGCAGCGUUGGCGGGGGCCCUGCGCAGGGUACAGCCUCCGUCUCCUCGCCGGCGUCUGUAGCAUUGGCAACAGCUGCUGCUCUAGCUACAGGAGCAGCGACUGCGGCUGGGCAAGCCGCCACUGCUGCCGCCGCCGCCGCAGCGGCCUCCGCCUGCACACCUCAACCAGGAAGAAGCUCGGGAGCAACACCACAAACAGCAAUGCCAGCCAGAACUGCAACGGCAACAGCGGCAGGACCACCACAGCUAGCAUCACCCAUAGCAGCCCCACAAUCCCCGGCAUCAGCAUCAGCGGCAGCAGCAGCCACCACCCCCAACUUGGCUCAGCUGGCCGCCCAGCGAGCGCAGCUGCUGGAGGAGUUGCAGGGCUCCCACCGGCGCGAGCUAGCCCUAGCGGAGCAGCUGGGGCGGGCUCGGGCUGAGAUCCUGGAGCUGACAUCUCAGCUGGGGCGGCAUGCGGAGGCGGCCGCGGCAGCGGCGGCGGAGGCCGAGGCGGCGGCGGAGCGGCGAGCUGAGCGGCUCGCGGCGGUGGUGGAGGAGCUGCAGGGGCAGCUGCGGAGGGCGCGGGCUGAAGCCCAGGAUGAGAUACGUCGCUGGCGGGCUCGUGCCACCGCAGCGGAGGAGCAGCUGCAGACCGCAGCGGCGCAGCUGAGCUGCCUUAGGGCGGCUGCGGCGGCGGGUGCUCCGGCUGCUCCGGUACCAGCAACAGCAGCAGCAACAGGUGGUACAGCCAUGACCAACUCAGGACAACACAUCAUGCCUGGGUCUGCAUCUGCGGGCCCAGCGAGCGGAUCUGGCACAGUUACGGCUGCUGCCGAAUCAGCAGCAGCUGCGUCCGUCCCGGUCGCUGCUGGCAGCAUCAUAUCCAACGGCUCCUCCGGCGGCAGCGGUAGCGGCAUCGUGAGCUGCGGCAGCAGCAGUGGCGGCGGGGGGAUCAGCGCGUCCGCCGCCGCCGCCAGCCUAGCGGCCCUGCGCGUUGCGUCCGCUAGGGCCGCCGAGCGGUCCUGGGCUCUGAGUGCGGGCUCCGGCUCCACCCCAGCCUCACCUGCACUGGCGACGAACGCAGUGGCGGCGGGUCCUGGGGCGAGUGUCGUACAGGGGUAUGUGAGCUACGGCCGCAUGGGAGGAGGAGGAUACAUGGUCGGCAGGGGGGACAGCAGCGGGGGCGGCGGUGCUGCGGCGGCAGCGGCGGCACUGGCUCCGUCGCCUGCGAAGGCAACCGCAGCGGCGGCGGCAGCGGCGGUCGCGAGGCCGACGGGGGCGGUUGUCCCAACGAAGCCAGCAGUUGCAGCACCAGCAGCGGCAGCAGCAGCGGCGUCAAAAGCGGGUUGCGAUUUGGAGCCUGGACUGGGGUAUGCACAGCGUCGCGUGCAGAAGAGUCUCGGCGGGGCAUCGAUUCGGAGGAGCCUUAGCGAUGCAAUGCUGCAAAUCCGGGCAGCCGCCGUGGCAGCCGCAGUCGCUAACACAGCUGGCGUCAUCGCUACUGCUGAAGAUGACAUCGAUGCUGCGCCCAGCAAUCCCACCGCUUCAUUCGCCUUUGUUGGACACGCGCUGCCAUCGUCGUCAUGCACUGCGGCCCCAGUUGCAGCUCGCACCCCAACUGCUGCCCCCAGUCCCCAAGGUCUCUCCUCCCCUGCCACCGAGCCCACGCGUCCCAUGCCUCCUCCACCGGCCUCGACGUUUGCCUCCGCCGCCUUCGUCGCGGCUGCGGCUGCUGCCGGUGCUGCGGAGACCGUCGGCCCCUUCACGGCUCCCAUGGGCUCCACGCCUGCUCCCUUACCUAGCGAGCGGUCCGCUGGGGCUCUGCACGACCUCCAAGCAGCGGCGUCCGUGAGGGAACGCCCCAAGCCGCGAUUCAGCCAGGACGGUGGCGGCAGCGGUUUGGGAGGAGCGGAGGGCGGCAGGGGCGGUGUUGGGAUGGGUGCGGCUGCAGCUGCGGCUGGUGGCGGCGGCAGCAGCGGUCUGGGCUCCAGCUUUUCAGCGUCCAUGCCAUUGCGCAGGCACGGACUCCCUCCCUCACCAGCUGCCGCCGACAGCCUAACGCGGCCCCUUCAAGACCCCGUCUCACCCACUCGCGGCGCCUUCACCCCACCACCACGCCCUACCGCCGCCGCUGCCGCAACAUCCCCUCAUGACGCUGCCAAGGCCGGUUCCGCUUCCGGAGGCCCCACUCGCGGCGGCACCAUCCCAGCAGCUGACGGCAUGCACGGCUGGAUCGCUGCCAAUGCGGCUGCACUAGCACCUCCAGCACCUCAUCGUAACGUGCGGGUAGCCACCUCCUCUUCCUGGUCGGGAGAGGCGACUGCUGCCACCCCUGCUACCCCUGCGAGCGCGGGCAAGGAGAGCUGUUGUCAUGCAGCCGCAGCAUCUGUGAGCCCGUGCGUUGGUAGCAGCACGCCACCUGCGGCGGCAGCAGCAGCAGCAGAUGGUGUGGUGACGACGGCGACGGCGGCGGCGACGGCAGGGAGGGACAGCAGUCGCGGCGGUGGCGGUACCAGCGAGGCGGGUGCGGGGCCGGCGGGGGAGGUGGAGCGGCUAAAGCAGGCCGGCAACCGCGCUUACCGCAGCAAGCAGUACCCCCUCGCCAGCCACUGCUACACCUCGGCGCUGUCGGCCCUGCAACAGCUCCUGGGUCCUGAAGCCUGGGCCGCCGCCGGCAGGGGAGGAGGCCUCAACGCCAGCGGCGCUAGCAGCAACAGCAGUAGCGCUGGUACGACACGAUCUCCCAGCGGUGGCACUGCCCCCCAUGUGGCUCGAUCCAUAGCUGCGCUGUACUGCAACCGUGCCGCGGCCCUGACGGCCAUGGAGCAUUACGCGGAUGCCGUGGCGGAUUGCUGCGCGGCGAGCGCGUACGAUGCUGGAUAUGCACGACCAUGGAAGCGGCGCUCGGACGCCUUUGCCGCCGUCGGCGCCUUCAGCUCCGCCGCCGCCGCCCUGGAGCAGUGCAUUGAGCUGACGGCUGCAGCCGCCGCCAAACGCACCCUCAGCGGCGGCGCCGCCGCCGACACCGAACAUGGCGACGUCGACCCGACGGAGCUUCCCACGCUUCGGCAGCGGCUGCUACGUCUGCAGGAUCGCGCCAGGGCCGCGGCGGCGGCGGCGGGCGCCAUGGCCUUUGCCGGCGGCGGCGCCGCCGCCGCCAUGCUUGCAGCCAUGACGGGAGCCCCGGCGGCGCCGUUGGCUGACCAUUAUGCCGUACUCGAGCUACAGCCGCAUGCGACGUUAGCGGAGGUCAAGGCGGCGUAUCGUCGACUCGCGCUUCGGUAUCACCCGGACAAGGCGGCUGUAGCGUCGGCGGCGGUGGCAGGGACGUCGGCGGCAGCCGCGGCCGGUGUGCCAUCGCCGUCGCCGCCGGCGGUGGCGCUGACGACGGCGUCGGCGUCGGUGUUUCCGCUGCUGGCCGAGGCAUACGCUGUGUUGUCGGACAAGGGUGCGAGACGCGCGUACGAUUUGAGGCGUGCGAGGGCUUUGCUGGUACGAAAGGACAGCAGGCAGUUUGGGUGAUGGAAGGAAUCUGGUUGCUUGUGGUGGACGCACGUGUGCAAGCCGGCAAGCUUAUGGGUGUACCUGGCCACGUAUGUACCUCACCCGUACAAGCACCAACUCUUUUUUGUUGUUUAGGUUCCUGGUUGUGUUAAAUCUCGUUGUUAAAUAUUUGAGACAUACGUGAUGAAGCCGUGUAUAGUGUACGUCUUGCAUGCCGACGUGUGCCGUGUGGUUCUUGGUGCGUGCCUGCCUGUCUAGGGUUAUAUCGUACUAGACUCCACAGCAGAAAUGCAAGGGUGAAAGCGCCUGGCCACGUGUGCUUGGGUUCCUGAUAUAUAUACAUCUAGCGGUGUCAAAACGUUGAAGACGACUGUCUUAAUUUGGACGGGAGGAACGCAAUAUGCAGCAGCUGACAGGCGCCCUCGCCUUCCCUUCUCUUCCCUUCCACAUUCCUCGUGUUCCUAGUCUUGUUACCCUAUAUCUCUUCCUUGCGUGCGCCCGAAAUGGAUCACGUGAGUGACGUUUGACGUGUCGUUUCAGCGUUCCAGUGUUUUUUGUAUGGUACCUUAUGGUACGGUUCUCUGUUCUGCAUGUAUGGUCCCGAAGAGGGCCCCUCCGCGCGAUGUUGCGGCUCCCCAUGUCUUACGUGCCCGACGCGACGUCGGGGGCGUACCAUAGUAGCCCUCCCUAGCACAGCGCCCGAGGCGCCUUCCUAGUCUCUGCAUCCUAGCGCCCGCGUGAGGCUGCGCCUUGCGCUUUGUGUCUCCUCUUCUGUCUGUGACGCUGAAAUUUCGUGAGUCGGAAUGCUGUGAUAGCAUGUGACGCUAGAUGCGAUUGUCUUAUGUCCGAUAUGUGUUUUCCUUCCUUAGCGCUGUCAGGCCUUCUGGCUGCCGUACGGCGGUGGCACCGUUUAGCCUCGGGUCCUGCUUGGCAGAGGACUGGUCCUGGGGGCGGCGUGCGGUGUGGUGUGGAAUACGUAAUAAUGGGGCCGUAGAGGCCAAAGCAAAAGGAUGAGGUGUGGGUUCAUAGGCGGACCGCAUCCCUUCGGUAAAGGUGCGUGUUUAGCGUGUGCUUGCGGGGUUUCAGGCUGGCAUGUGAAGCCAGCGUGGCACCCGAGGGUGACGUCAGAGAGGUGUAUUCGAGCGCCCGCGAACCAAUACGUGCAUGCGUGCGCUUUUGGGGGUUCCUGCGGGUCCCAAGGCCCUAGCUUUCGGGCUAGGUGCGCAUGCUCCCUCCAGAGGUGAGGCUUGCGAGCGGCGGGUGAUGGUGUUGGCAUAAGGUAUAAAAGCGUAAGUGGGCAUGGCCUCACGGCAUGGUCGUGUGUAUGACGUGCCUGGCCUUGGCCCCAUGCAUUAGUUUGCUUUGCAAGUGUGGCAACAUGAUGAUGGGCUUACGUGGCGCAUGUUGCCCGUAGUUGCGGUGGUGGUGGUGGCUGCUUAAGAGGUAUGAGGUGUUGUCAAGACACCUGCUGUUAAAAGGUUGGUCCGGGGGCGGCAUGGGCAAUCACGGUAUGCUUUUCUGUAUAUUCUAAACCGUAGCCAGUAACGCUGACAGUUGGGGGAAAGGAGUCGCUGCCAACGUGUACGAGCAGUGGCCCUCCUACAAUGCACACCUGCCGGAUGUGGUGUGGUGAGUUGCUUACUUCGUUGAAUCAUGGUUGUCUUUGUUCCUGAACCCUGACUGGGUUGUUUUGUUCGGUUGUGUCAUUUUGCUUUGGCUACGUGUCUGUUGCUGCGUUUCGUCAGAUAGUCCGACACUAGCGUUGCUGCCUACCGGUACUCGAAGAAAGGCAAAUUCUGCACACAAUAAAAGGAUGGUCAUGCGGCAUGUACAACUGGGUACACAUUCCAGUGCCUGCACGAGGUACAUGUCUCUCUCGUGAGUCUACCGGUAUCGUCCUGUAACCGUGCUACACGU